Molecule: messenger RNA, 868 nt
Organism: Vitis riparia (riverbank grape)
Lineage: Eukaryota; Viridiplantae; Streptophyta; Magnoliopsida; Vitales; Vitaceae
Product: EG45-like domain containing protein
Exons: 4
Coding region: 147-578 (143 amino acids)
Source: RefSeq, a predicted model, not a curated record
GUUUUUGUCUUGAGCUGAUUUUAUGAUGAAUAAAACUGUCAGCUGGCUUUACCUUUGGAAUUCUCAUCAGCGGUUUACCUAAUUAACAAAGAGCGGUUGACUUUGAAUUAUACAAGUAUAUCUUCUUCAUACAUCUCAUAUGCAGGAUGUCUACCUCUCCACAUGAACUACACCUCCAAUUAUUGGCCUUGCUCUUCAUAUUAGCAGGGCUUGUUCAUAUCUGUUCAGGAGAUGUUGGCACAGCAGGCCAAUAUGCUCCCCCAUAUCUGCCAACUGCCUGCUAUGGAAACGAUGUGUCUGAGUUCCCAUCAAGCAACUUCUUCGCGUCGGCCGGAGAGGGGAUAUGGGACAAUGGGGCAGCUUGUGGGAGGCAGUACCUGGUGAGGUGCAUAAGCGCAGUGGUGCCCAUGACAUGCAUAGCAGGGCAGACCAUUCAGAUUAAGAUCGUUGAUAGAGCGGUUACAUCGGUGUCUAGGCCUUCAAGGAAUGGUGCAACCAUGGUGCUUUCCACCACUGCAUUUGGGGCUGUGGCUAAUGCUUCUGCAUCAUCCAUUAACAUAGAGUUUCAACAGGUCUGAAUCGGACAACACAACUCAUUCUUAACGUUGUGGAAGGGGAAAGGGUCUGAAUCGGACAAUGGAACUCAUUUAUAACGUUGUGGAAGAGGGAACUGACCUUCUGUUUCUAGAACUUCAUAUGGAGAAAUGUCAAUGGCUUGAGUGGUCCGCCAUUGAUUUAUUGGAACGAUAGAAUGCCUUUCUGAAUGUUCAGCACCUAAUAAAUUGAAUAGGAUUUAAUUCUAUUUAUUUUUCUGAUGGACUUUCUCUCCUGUGUGGUGCAAAUUCAAUACCUGCCUCAUUCUUGAUUA